AUAUAUAUAUAUAUAUAUAUGAGAGGAUUUGCUUUUUUUGUGUGGUCAGAUUCGCUCAAUCUGAAGAUGUAAUGGCCAGUUUAUUAUUUUAACGGCUGGCCAGCUUUUCUAGUGACUCAGCCUCUAAGAUUUUUGAAAAGCCUCUCAGUAGCGGAUGCACAUACUGCGCCAUCACUAGAAUAGAUAAAUAUAAAAAUAGAAGCCCUUCUUCUUCUGAUGCCCCCCUUCCUUCGUGUCCAAACCCUCUCCCUUGCUCUGCCUUUGGGAGAAGAAAUCUUUGUCUGGUUUCCUCACCCUCUUCCGCCUCCAUCUUUCCCCCCUCCCCGUUACCUUUCCGUUUGAGACCAGACCUGGACGCCCCCAAAAUAUUGCCAUUGUUGGAAAAAAAGGGAGGAGAGAAAGACAUUACUUUAUCUCAAACAGUACAAUUGAUGAGUUUUGCUCAUAUUCAUUGGUUUGGAUUUAUUUCUGCGAACAUUCAAUUGGAAUUUUGGAUGGAGAGGAAAUAUAUUUUAUUUUAAAAUGAGGGGGAUGAAAUUAGGAAUCCAAUUAUGUCAACAAAUUGAUGUGAAUGCUUUGAAUUUGUGUCUCUCCUUCUCCUUAUUGAAAGGGUUUUUGUUUACAGCCCCAAUGUCUAAGGGAAAUAAAGGGAAAUAGAUACGCAUCUAUUUCCCAUUAUUUCCCUAUUUCCCUUUAUUUCCCCCUUAGACGUGGGGGCUGUAAACAUAGAUGCCUGUGUGUUGGAUAGGACUGAAAUAUCAGCCCUCCUGUCUCCCCCAGGUGGGACAACGGGGGUUGGGAGGAGCCCUGAAAUUGAGCAGGACGGCAAUCAGAUCAUUAAUAAUAAUAAUAAUAAUAAUAAUAAUAAUAAUACAGCCCGGAAAACUCACAGCAACCCAGUGAUUCCGGCCAUGAAAGCCUUGGACAACACAUAAAUCAUAAGUUUGGUCAAAGGAUUCACCCAAACCCCAACAUUCCCUUUCCCUGUUGGAAGGGCGCGCUUCUUCCUGCCAAGGCGACUCAGUGGCAGGAGCCCUUGCCUCUUCUUUCUCCUCUUGGCCUCGGCUGGAGGAAUUCCUUCCACACAAUGGAGGGACCGAGGGCCAAUUGUCCUCCCCUACUGUACCCUCCACCGAAAGGCGAAAGGCGGGGAUGGGAGGGAGGAGGGAGAGGGAUUCUGUUGGAAAGAAACAAACGCUGGAAGUUGCCAAGUGGGGAAAAGAACGGGGUUCCAGAGGAGAGGGAAAGAAGGACACAAGGGAGCCUUGCUUUGCUGGGACGGUUUUCAUUUUGGGAAAGUGUUUUAUGUAUUGUUUUUAUUUUACAGGCUGGUGAAUGCACAGGAGUGCUGGGAGAGGGGAAGAAACAUUUUAAUUUUUAAUAAAUGUUUUUAAAAAUCGCAUGAGAUGUUAGUGUGUCUGUCUGUCUGUCUGUCUCUCUCCCCUCCUCCUUGUUGGGCACCUCCAAACUUCUUGAGGUGGGUGUCAAAACUUUGCGGUUGACUUUGUGAAGGACUCAAGGCUCGGUUGUGAUUUGUGAGGUGCGGAGGAGCAGCUCCUGACCCUUCGGGAAGAUAAAUCCGGGAGAAGGAAGCCAACCCGGGGCAGAAGGAAGCCCUCAAGACCAGCUGGAGGGAGGAAGCGAGCCAGCUUCGCCGGGAGCAGCUCCCUAUCUUCCACCAAGAAGCAGGCAGGCACAAAACUACAACACACACAAACAUCUCUCUCUCUCUUUCUCUCUCUCUCCCUUCUCAUAUCAGUACAGAUUAGGAGGCGAAAGGGGACCCAGCCAGGGCGGGUAGGCAGAGAUAGCCAUCCCCCCCUUUUAAAAAAGUGUAAAUACUGCCUUUCUGGCCCCCAAUGAGGCGUUCCUUCCCGACUUUUUUGGAUCAAUCAAACAGACAGUGGCUUCUUUUGAUUAAAGCCCAAAUUGUCAUUGGGCAGAGGCAAUCAUGUGACAGCCAAUUCGGUCCAAUUUCAACCUUGUCUCCAUGAAUUCAAUAGUUUAAUAGUAGCACGGUCCCCAUACGGCUGUAAUCAGUGAAUUAGAAAAAAAACACCCCACCAGCGAUCUCCUAUGAUAUUUUCCCCCUUCCUUUUUCUUCCUCUCUCUCUCUCCCUCUUCCUCCCUCUCUCUCUUUCUCUCUCUCUCUCCCUCUCGCUUUUCGCCCUCCCCCCUUUUUUCCCUGGGCCUUGCUUCCCCCUCCCCCCCUCCCCGAAGCGCUAAAUAAGAGGGAACUUUUUCUCCAAGGGGGCUGCGAGUUGAAGGCCAUGAAUUUCGAAUUUGAGCGAGAGAUUGGUUUUAUCAAUAGUCAGCCAUCGCUCGCUGAGUGCCUGACAUCUUUUCCCCCUGUCGGUGAUACAUUUCAAAGUUCAUCAAUCAAGAACUCGACGCUUUCACACUCGACACUGAUUCCUCCUCCUUUUGAGCAGACCAUCCCCAGCCUCAACCCAGGCAGCCACCCUCCUCGCCACCACGGAGGCAACCACGGCACCGGCAGCCGGCCCAAGCUCAGCCCCAAUGGCCACGGAGGCAGCCCCCUGCCAGCCGGAGCCCUCCAGCCCGCGGAGUACCCCUGGAUGAAGGAGAAAAAAGCCUCCAAGAAAGGCGCCCUGCCGCCCGCCGCCUCGGCCUCGGCCCCGGGACCAGCUUGCCUGAGCCACAAAGAAUCUUUGGAGAUCUCGGAAAAUGGGACCGGGGGCUCGAGGAGGCUGAGGACGGCUUAUACCAACACGCAGCUUUUGGAGCUGGAGAAGGAGUUCCAUUUCAACAAGUACCUCUGCAGACCCCGGCGGGUGGAGAUCGCGGCUCUGUUGGACCUGACGGAGAGGCAAGUCAAAGUCUGGUUUCAGAACCGGCGGAUGAAGCACAAGAGGCAGACCCAGUGCAAGGAGAACCAGAACAGCGAGGGGAAAUUCAAAGGCUUGGAGGACCCCGAGAAAGCCGAGGAGGAGGACGAGGAGGAGGACGAGGACGACGAGGAGGAGGAAGAGAAGUCCCUCUUCGAGCAAGCCCUCCACAGCCUCCCCGGCCCGCUUUUGGAGAGGGAGGGCUUCCCUUUCCCGCAGCCCCAGCCGCCCCAGCCCCACCACAACGGGGAGUCGCCCCGCUUCCCCAUCUCGCCUUUGGCCAGCAAUGAGAAAAAUCCGAAACAUUUCCAGCACCAGUCGCCCACUGUUCCCAACUGCCUGUCAACAAUGGCCCAGAACUGUGCCGCCGGCCUCAACAAUGACAGCCCGGAGGCCCUGGAGGUGCCUUCCUUGCAGGACUUCAGCGUUUUCUCCGCAGACUCCUGCCUCCAGCUCUCCGAUGCCGUCUCCCCCAGUUUGCCAGGCUCCCUCGACAGCCCCGUCGAUCUCUCCGCCGACAGCUUUGACUUUUUUACGGACACACUCACCACCAUUGACUUGCAGCAUCUGAAUUAUUGAAAACAAUCACAGACCUUCAUAUGCGCCAACUAGGGUUAUGCUUUCAGGUCUCUGCCCUUCUCCAGCUUUCCCCCCCACCUUUCUCUCUGUAGUCCAUUGUCGAAGGCUUUCAUGGCCGGAAUAAUUGGGUUGUUGUGAGUUUUUCGGGCGAUGUUCCAAAAGCAUUCUCUCCUGCCAUAGAUGCAGGCGAAACGUCAGGAGAGAAUGCUUCUAGAGCAUCUCCAUACAUCCCGGAAAAUUCACAACCCCUCUCUCUUUCUUUCUUUCUUUCUCUCCUUCUUUCAAUCUCAAUGGAUCUCUAGCCACCCCAAAACACAAACAGCCAUCUCCACCCUCCCCCACAUUAGCAGAUCUUGAUUAUUUGAGUUCUUUCCUUUCCUGGCCGCUAUUUUCUUGCUUCUUCUCCCUCUCUUGGUGUGUCGCCAUUUCCCUUCCCCUUCUAUGCCACCCUUAGUUGUCUUCGGUUGAACCUAGCCACAUCCUAGGAGGUCCUUGCUCUGAAAGCAAUCUAUGAGGCCUGUGAGAAAGUGAUCAUAUCGAAUUGUAUCGUCACUUUCUUUUUAUUUUUGUAUUGCAUUAGGAUGCGUUGUCAUAAGUAUUUUUGGUAGAAUAAAUUUCUUGUUUGCUACAA
Molecule: messenger RNA, 4059 nt
Organism: Anolis sagrei ordinatus
Lineage: Eukaryota; Metazoa; Chordata; Lepidosauria; Squamata; Anolidae
Gene: HOXA2
Product: homeobox A2
Biological process (GO): regulation of transcription by RNA polymerase II
Cellular component (GO): nucleus
Molecular function (GO): DNA-binding transcription factor activity, RNA polymerase II-specific; RNA polymerase II cis-regulatory region sequence-specific DNA binding
Source: RefSeq, a predicted model, not a curated record